AUGGUUAAGAAGAAUACUCCACCGCUUAUGCCAGUUUCAAAAGAAACUGAAAUUUAUGAAGAUGCUUAUGUUGCAUAUCGUCGUUUUGAGAAUGAAAAAUGUCUGGAACUUUUAAAUAAACUGGAUCAAAAUGAAAUUCAUGUUAUGGAAUUAAAAGCUCAGUUACUUUAUCGUUUAGGGAAGUAUACUGAGGCAUCAAAUGUCUACGAAAAACUUUUUCGUCAGUGUUCUGAUGAUUGGGAGGAUGAAAGAAAUGUUAAUUACAUGGCAACUUUUACGAUGCAAAGAAGUAUUAAAAAGAUUACUACAAAAAUUAAUCCUUCUUUAGAGACAUAUGAACAACAUUUUAACUAUGCUUGUUAUUUAAUUGAAGAUGAAAAUUAUACUGAAGCUAUUAAAUAUUUAGAAAAGGCACAAAAAAUGUGUAAGGAAAUUCUUUAUGAGGAUGGAUUUAGUGAUGAGGAAAUUGAAGAAGAAUUGGCUAUUAUUAGAGUUCAAAUAGCUUAUGCUUAUCAAAAAAUGCAUCUUAAAGAUAAGGCUCGUAUUGCUUAUGAAGCAAUUAAUAGGGAUCUCAUUAGUGAUUCUACAACUUUGAUUGUUUUGUUGAAUAAUUUACCAACAGUUCAGGAGAAAGUUAAUAUUAAUGAUACCAGAAAAAAGAUGAAAUCUGCUACAAAGUUAGACAUUCAUAAAUUAAAUAGAAACCAACAAGCCGUUUUAGCAUUCAACCAAGCUGUUAUUUCACAUCUAUCAAAAAGCCCAGAGCAAUUUAAGAAAGCACUUGAAAGUUAUAAAUCAAUUGCAGGUGAAACAGAUAAUUAUAAAUUAUUAUGCAUAGCUGAAUCUUUAAGAAGUAAAGACAAUUCAUGUUUAUCUGAAUGUUGUGGAUCUUUAAAAGAUGAAAAGCACAAGUUUUGGUUAAAUAUUCAAUCUUUAGUUCGAAACAAGGACUAUGUUGGAGCUACAAAAUAUGCACGAGAGUUUGUUCCCUCAGAUGUAAAGAAUACUCUGUCAUAUGCAGGAUUGUUAACAAGUUUAGAUAUUUUUAAUAAAUUUGAUAAUCCUGAAACUUCUCUUAUAAAUGUUGCAUUGGCUUUAGAAAAAACUAACAAAAUAUUAGCAAAAGAGGCCUAUGCUGCAGCGAUUAGAAUUUCCAAUCGUUACAAGAAAGGAAAUUCGAAUAUACCUGUUAUUGAAUCUUUACUAUCUACUGAUGACAAGUCAACUAUCGUUGGUCUUAUCAAAGCUCUUUCUCGAAAUAAUUUUACAGAAGCUGAUGAAAUAGCUAAAAAAUAUUUAAGUUCAAUUAAUUCUCCUUCUACAAAACUUAUCGAUGUUGAUGCCAUAGAAAAUGAUGAUUCAAUAUUAUAUACUCAGAAAUCAAAAAUUGGUAAAGUUGACGCUUCUCAUGAUACUGACAAAAAUCGCAGUGAUGAUAUUGAGAAGGUUAAAAAACGAGUUCAUAGAAAACGCAAGCCUAAACUUCCAAAGAAUUAUGAUCCAAGUAAAACACCCGAUCCUGAGAGGUGGUUACCAAAAUAUGAAAGAACAUCUAAGAAAAAUACCAGCAAAAAAUUGAGAGAUAAAAAUAUCGGAAAAGGAUCACAGGGAGUUUCUACCGGAGAAAACAUGGACUACUCAAACAGACCUGCCACUUUUAAUAAUACUCCACAAUCUCCGCCACAGGGUCCACGCCAACAGCAAAAGAAUAACAUUACAAAGAAGAAGAAAAAGGGAAGAAAGUAA
Molecule: messenger RNA, 1746 nt
Organism: Strongyloides ratti
Lineage: Eukaryota; Metazoa; Nematoda; Chromadorea; Rhabditida; Strongyloididae
Product: Signal recognition particle subunit SRP72
Exons: 2
Coding region: 1-1746 (581 amino acids)
Biological process (GO): SRP-dependent cotranslational protein targeting to membrane
Cellular component (GO): signal recognition particle, endoplasmic reticulum targeting
Molecular function (GO): ribosome binding; protein binding; 7S RNA binding
Source: RefSeq, a predicted model, not a curated record